AACCCUUUCUUCUUCAAUUCUUUAUUCCAGACAGUCGAUGCUAAGAACUAUUGUAAAAUAUGCGAUGUGACAUUCUCGAAUCCGGAUCUAGCUACGAAACAUUAUGUGGGUAAAGACCACGCUAAUCGGCAGCUCCAGGUCCCCGUUCCAGUUACCAAGGAGAAUGUGUUUGAAUGCACUCUCUGUAACGUAACCGUGACUAGCCAGGAAACGCUGAACACCCAUUUUAAUGGCGCCAAACACAGGGCCAAGGUAAAGAAUGCAGAGUUUUCUGGAAGUGAAGGAAAAGACACUGGUAGAACACGAGGAGGAAAUAAUAGUAGAGGGAGAGGGGGGACAGGACCAACUGCUGCUAAACUCAUGGAUUUCAGUCAAGAUGAAGAAAACAGCAGGGGAAGGGGCAGAGGAGGUGCCCGGGGACAUGGAGGAUUUGGAGCAGAUCCUGGAAGACACAUGGACUUAAAUGAAGAUAUGGAUAGAGGCGCAAUGAGAGGUGGAAGAGGUGGCAGAGGUCGACAACCAAUGAACUUAAUGGAUAAGCCUGGAUUUGGCAGACCUGAAUUUGAUGAGCCUGGAUUUGGCAGACCUGAAUUUGAUGAGCCUGGAUUUGGCAGACCUGAAUUUGACUUCAAUGAAGGUAUGGGUAGAGGAUCAAUGAGAGGUGGAAGAGGUGGCAGAGGUCGACAACCAAUGAGCUUAAUGGAUGAUCCUAGAUUUGGCAGACCUGAAUUCGGUAGACCUGAAUUUGACGAACCUCGAUUUGGUAGACCUGAUUUCGACGAUCUUGGAUUUGACAGACCUAGGGGGAUGCCAGGAUUCAGAGGCCGUGGUGGACGUGGGCGUGGAGAUCCCAUGUGGGAACAAAACAGAGAUUUCCCGCCACCUUUUCAUCCAGAUGGAAGGCAGCCUGAUGAUUUUGAUCGUGGUCCAACGCCUCCUAAGCGCGCAAGAAGAUUUGCACUCAACAAUUUGUAAAUUCUCACAAGUGCUACCUGAACACAUCUACUCUCUGCCAUCAGUUCACCAUUUUGUAUAUAUUUGUAAAUAAUGAAACGCGAGAUGCUGAUGUAAAUAUUAAAUAUUGUUCAAAUACUGAAUAAUUAUGUCAUUAAUUAGAGCGUUAUUUUUCAUAGGUCAUGUUUUUAAUUUAUUCAUAUCAAAUCUCCUGUUUAUUAUGGAAAAUUAAGAUGUGAUUAUCCUAGGUUUUCAAUCUGAUUAAAGCACAGAUCCUAUUUCGUUUCAGGGUGCUUGGAUGGCUGAAUGGUUAGCACAUGCGCGCUGUACCAUAAAGUCUGUCAUUGAGACAACUGGCGUGGUUUCGAUUCCCCAGUUGUAUGUAAAAAGGAGUAGGGUUGGCUGUCUAAGCUCGUGGGUUUUCUCUGGGCCCUCCGGUUUCCUUCCACUGCUAAAGACCCCUAGACGCAAGCGAAUUAUGGAAAUAAAGUUGAACCAUAUGUUAGUCCCGAAAUUACCUAAUUUGUGUCAAACGGACGCUAAACCCCAUUUUUCUCUCUCUCUGUACCAUAAAGUCUGUCAUUGAGACAACUGGCGUGGUUUCGAUUCCCCAGUUGUACGUAACAAGGAGUAGGGUUGGCUGUCUAAGCUUGUGGGUUUUCUCCGGGCCCUCCGGUUUCCUUCCACUGCUAAAGACCCCUACACGCAAGCGAAUUAUGGAAAUAAAGUUGAACCAUAUGUUAGUCCCGAAAUUACCUAAUUUGUGUCAAACGGACGCUAAACCCCAUUUUUCUCUCUCUCUAUUUCGUUUCGUUUUUUUAUAGUUCAAAAUUUUGUUUUACUUGCCUUUACUACACUAAAAACUGGAAAAGUUGUGAUAUAAUCCGAGUUCUGGAUGAGUUAAGGGAUUAGCCAAUGUUACGGUGAGUUCUUAGGGGUGAGGUGCACGGAACUUUGGGUAAACCCCUAGAAACAUCGACGUUGAUUGAUUAAUUAAUGUCUGACGUCAUAUGGUCAAAAGCCAGUUGUACAACCCCUGACGUGACCUUCCAUUACAUCUAGUCAGAUCUUCAUGUAGUGUAGGCCAUCGAAAUUAUAAAAAAAAAAACGAAAUAUAGAUCUGUACUUUAAUCAGAUUGAUCGAGAUAAAAAUAACGUUAUCUUUUAAAGUCUUCGAUCAUAGUUUGAGGGAUUGAAGAAUCAAUUUACAAACUACGAUACCAAUUCCGUUCAGUAUUUACAAAGAUAUGAUGAAUUGAAAUUUUGUCAAGAUCAGACACACCAACUGCUGAUGAUGAUGAUGAUAUACUAAUGCCAAAAGAAAGUAUACACACUAAAAAUAUGACUAAGUUUUGUUUAAAUCAAAAAAAUGUGACAAAACUACACUGAACAUGUCUCGUGCUUCCAAACUCAAUAUUUCUAAGCAAAUAAAAGGCAAAACAAAUGGAAAUUGUACCCAAAUACCGCAUACACUGGAAAAAUGACUUUGUUUGAAGCAGGACAAAAUGCACAGUGUAUACUUUCUUUUGGACAUCAGUAUAUAUACAGAAUAUAGUCAAAUAUAAUCUUCACCCAAGUCUUUUUUAAUGGUAAUGGACCUCAUUUUAAACCCAUAGGAUCCAAGCUAGGAGAUUGUCAAUUGUUAAUAUUUGAUUGUCUUAAUUUGAGUACAUUAUAUAUUGUCCGAAAAAUACAAAUGACGAUUAGGUUGGUUUAACUGUUCGGUCUAGGUAAUAAAAACCGCAAGUCAUAUUUGUGUUUUUAGACCAAUUUGUUUUUUUUAAAAAAAAGAAUUUGUGUUUAUUUCAUUUGUUUUAUAUUUACAUUUUAAGAAUAUUUUAUCAUCGGACCCGCAGUGGCUCAGUGAGUAAGAUGCUGACUCGCUAACCUGGAUGUUUUGGGUUCGCUGCUGGAGUUGGCUGAGAAAGUUCAUCUGUAUUUUCUGGUGUGUUUUCCACUUGUCACUGGUGCAAGACGAAGGCCCAACAAGGGCAGCUGUCUAGUCAUUCGGAUGGGACUAAAAAGCAAGGUCAAUUGUACACAUUUGCAAGCAUAUGAAAGAUCCCUUGACAGUUGGAAUUUGAUAUAGGAGUAGGUCGUAGCCCGGGCAAAAUUUCCCUCAUAGCACACUGUAUGGCGUAUGCCUGUCUUACUCUUCAUUAGCCCAGUCAGAGCAAAACAGUAUGACGUUAAACCACAUUUCCUUUGCAUCUUUUAUCAUUCAUUAUUAAAUUAUCUUUUUUCUGUGUACAUAAAUCAGUGUUUGUGUAUGAAAAAUAUUGUAUCGAUGUUUAGAUGAAUGCUUGCCUCUUUGGGUUUUAUAGUUGCUAGCUGAAUCAAAAAUUAAAUUUAUUUGUUACCUAGUCAAUAAUUCAUUGACUAUUUCUUAAUCUUCAGGAGCUUGUUUCACAAUGUGUUAGUAAAGUAAACAUUAAGUUUGUUUUUUUUAAGUGUGUUUAAGUUCCAACAUGUUCUGUGUGAAAUGAGAUUGUGGAAUAUACAUACAGACCCAGGCAGACUCAUUCAUUAUGCGUUUCAUAUAUCAACUCAUAUGAUCAUCUAAGAAAAUAUCAUAUAAUACAUUACAGUUUUAAAAAUAUGAUACAAAAACAAGCUAAAAGGUAAUAUAAAAUUGCUUCAUAUAUAAUUAUGUUACUUGUGAUAUUUCAAGAAUAUGUUAUGGUACUUGUUUCAUGACCGUGAAAGUUCAAUUCAACAAUGUAAAUUAAUAAAGAUAAAUAAAUGAGUAACAGGCCGUUCUAACCAACUAACUAAAUUACAUUUGAUGAAAGAUGAAAAUUAAUUAAUAUUAUAUAGGUGAAAAUGUGGAUACAGGUGUAUAUAUAUAUAUAUAUUUUAGUAUAAAAUCCAAAUCAGUUAAAUUGUUCGUUCUUCAUGGUCUUAUAAAUCAAAAGCCACUCAAAUCUCUUUCAAUAAUUGGAAGAAAACUUUUAAUAGUUGCGGAAGUUCAAGUUGGUGUACAUGUACAUAUCAUAAAGAAAUAUCAUGCAAGAUUUAGAGAAAGAAAUGUCCGUUCUUGCUAUAAUAAAUAAUUUAAAAUGAUUAUAGAAAACUUCAGUCAAACGACUUUAUUCUGAAUGAAUCAUUCUAUAAUAGAUGAAGAAAAAUUAAUAUUAAAAAUUUCAGUCAAUAAGUGAAGUUAAGAAUGUUUGAAGUUAUGACAAGAAUAGCCAUGUUUGGGUCUAUCUGCAUUUUUGUAAUAGAAUGGUAUACGUAAAUAUUAUGGAUAUUUAGAAGAUAUUUUAUUGUAUAUUAAGUUUUAGAUGUUAUAUUUGAUUCAUCUGAAAUAUAUUUUGUUUUUGUAUAUAUUUGUAAACCAGUAUUUGAUUAUUUCAUUCACAUUGUUCAGUAUUCCUCCAAGUUAUGCUCCAUUCAUAUAAAACAAUACUCUGGUCCUCACAUAAUCCUGCAUGGCUUAAAAAGGGCUCAGGACCCAUUUUCGUUCAGGAAAUAAAAGCAGUCUAUUUAAUUUCCCCACGUAUUUUACUCCGGUCGCUGGUAGUAAAUUUGAAUCAAUCCAAAAAUAUUCUGAAGAUUUACAGUGUUUAGUUAAUACUGUAAUGUAGUUAACUAUAAAACUGCAGUGUGUAGUUAUUACUGUAAUGUAGUUAACUAUAUCACUCCAGUGUGUAGUUAUUACUGUAAUGUAGUGAACUAUAUCACUACCCUAUAUAGUUGUUACUGUAAAAUAGUUAUUACUAUAACUCUAUACAGGUAACUAUGUUGAUACAUUGUGUAGUUAUUGAGUUUUCUGUAUUAUACUAGGACCUGGAAAUUCUGGUUUCCGUCAUAUAUAUACUUACCUGUUAGCACCGACUGAAAAUGCCAUGAAAUACGAUAACUGUAUAUUACAUAGGUUAAGUAACUAAUUGGCUAGCCUAGUUAUAGUGAAGCUGUUGUGUUUAGUAUUGUUCUACUUGUAAUGUAUGCUUAUUAUUAAAUAUUUUAAAAACC
Messenger RNA from Patella vulgata (common limpet), 4929 nucleotides. RefSeq lists its product as uncharacterized. The transcript is spliced from 3 exons. NCBI's taxonomy places the organism in Eukaryota, Metazoa, Mollusca, Gastropoda, Patellidae. Gene Ontology annotation, molecular function: nucleic acid binding; zinc ion binding. The record is from RefSeq and is a predicted model, not a curated record. The annotation marks the transcript as partial.